UUUUUGUUGUUUUGGAAAGAGAAAGGAGAAAAUAAUACUGAAACGUUGAUCAAUUUCUCAGUUAUUUUUGUGCAUUUCGAGGUAAAUUUACAAAAAUGUUAUAGUAUUUGGUAUCCCAAUUGAAUUUACAACUCUAGUUCCAAAUGGACGGCGCCUACUCCCUCAUUUUGCUAUCGCUUUUCAUGUUCGUUGCUAGCUAUGCAGCUGGUUUCAUUCCAUUGUCUGUAACAUUCUCAGAAUCCAAACUUCAAAUCGUAUCUGUGUUCGGAGCAGGAUUACUCGUAGGAACAGCGUUAGCUGUAAUCAUACCCGAAGGUGUUCGAUUACUGUACGAUGCAGUCCAAACUACACAAAUAAACCUCAAGAAUAAUGCUUCGACUACGAAAACCAUCCAAUCUAUGGAGGAUAGCAUGCCCGUUGUUAUGGGAUUCACUCUUGUUAUUGGGUUCGUGCUGAUGUUAUUAAUUGACCAGUGCUCUUCGAGACACGGCAGUCGAGAUGUAGAAGGAGGACUGAUGCAAAAGGUCAGAAACGAUGUCACUGCCACGUUAGGAUUAGUUGUUCAUGCUGCUGUCGAUGGUGUAGCUCUCGGUGCUGCCGCCACCACCGAACAUACCGAAGUCGAGAUUAUUAUUUUUAUCGCGAUCAUGCUGCAUAAGGCCCCAGCUUCUUUCGCUUUGGUUACGUUUCUACUUCACGAAGGUCUCGAUCGGAUACGAAUCAAGAAACACUUAUUGGCUUUUUCAGCCUCGGCUCCUAUUUCAGCUCUAGUGACGUAUUUCGGUAUCAGUCAGGAAGGAAAAGAAUCGCUCAGUUCUGUCAACGCUACCGGAAUAGCUAUGCUAUUCAGUGCUGGCACAUUCCUGUACGUUGCCACAGUCCACGUCCUGCCCGAAGUAACUCAUCGAGCCGGAGGAGUGUUGAAAAAGAACCAGCUGUUUUUCUUAAUACUGGGCACGGUGCUACCGCUUUUCUUGACCUUUGAAUCUCACUGAUGAAUAAUAUUCCCGGCGCUAAUAGGAUCAAAUUUUUUCGGAAUUGUAUUCCUUCGAUUCAUUCCGUCCGACGGGAAAUUAUUAAACGAUCGAUCGCGCAUCAUUGAUGUAAAUCUCAAUGCUGUGUUACCAUUUGUCUACUCACUUCGCUGUUGUAAUCAAAUUUGAAACUUAAAUAAUUUUUCUACGGUUGACAUUUAGUUUUGUUUUUUUUUCUUCUGUUUUGUUACCUUUCUAAAUUGAGACAUACUCGUUCGUUUUUUUUUUGUUUUUUUUUUUAUUAGUUUCAGCUAUCAAAUGUGAUAUUGUUUUUCUUACGUUUUCAUUUAUAUGUAUAACUGAUUACAAUAUGACUCAAGAUGUUUGUAUAAGAUCCGAAAUCGAUUGUAUCGAAUAUUUUUUUAAAAUGAUGCAUAUCAUAUCACACUGUUUUCUACAUUAUUCGUUGUUUGUAUACUUACAUUUUGAAAAUGUCAUUUUCAACUUUCGUUUUUUUAUAAAAUGUGAAUUAUUCCUAAACGUUUAAGUUACUUCGAUUUCUUUUUUUUUUUUUUUUUUUACUUACUACAUCAUUUACGAGAAUAGGUAAUUCUGUUGUUAUUUUUAAUAAUUCUGCUUGAUUGUAAAAAGUUCAUAAUGUGAUAAUAUAUUUUUAUUUUUAAGAUGUUAAUAUUUCGAUUAAAUAAAAUGUCAUCUUGUUUUUUACGUA
This is a messenger RNA of Planococcus citri (citrus mealybug), 1704 nucleotides long. It is a transcript of the gene Zip102B, whose product is annotated as Zinc/iron regulated transporter-related protein 102B. Gene Ontology annotation, cellular component: membrane. The transcript has 6 exons. Lineage: Eukaryota; Metazoa; Arthropoda; Insecta; Hemiptera; Pseudococcidae. Gene Ontology annotation, biological process: zinc ion transport; transmembrane transport. Gene Ontology annotation, molecular function: metal ion transmembrane transporter activity. The coding region runs from base 144 to 995 and encodes 283 amino acids. The record is from RefSeq and is a predicted model, not a curated record.